This is a messenger RNA of Xiphias gladius (swordfish), 2892 nucleotides long. RefSeq names its product protein-L-isoaspartate (D-aspartate) O-methyltransferase domain containing 1 (gene pcmtd1). Gene Ontology annotation, cellular component: cytoplasm. Lineage: Eukaryota; Metazoa; Chordata; Actinopteri; Istiophoriformes; Xiphiidae. The transcript is spliced from 7 exons. Gene Ontology annotation, molecular function: protein-L-isoaspartate (D-aspartate) O-methyltransferase activity. Gene Ontology annotation, biological process: protein modification process. Bases 551 to 1630 code for a protein of 359 amino acids. The record is from RefSeq and is a predicted model, not a curated record.
AAAACACAACUUAGUGUCAGAGGAUUCAGUGACCCAGACUGAAUGAACAGCCUGAGAGCAGUGUACAGAUUUUCCCCUCUAAAGUGGCUGAGCGAGCCUCGCCCAUCUAACCGGUCAGAGAGGGCCAGAGUCAGGGGUGGUCUACUGCUCCUUUCACACCGAGGCUUCAGAUUAAUAUGAGCUGCUGGAAGAGGCUGCUGUGGCUGACUCACAGGCCAACAAACUCCCGAUUCCUGCACCGGCCGAGACGGCGAACCCGGCGAGGAUGUAGGUGAAGCAGGUGCCAAAACAGUUAAGAAGUAAAGAGGCAACUCAAAGGACUAUGCAUUACAGAGACGGCAGAGGGGGAAAAUCUGCGAUUUAAAAAAUACACUGCUCUACAAUCGCUGAUGGUCAUUUGCUGCCUGGACAUGACUGUUGUUUGAACUGACGCUUGAGGAGUCACAGUGGCAGGAUCCUUCAGCCAGCCAUUCAUCUUCAUGCCACUGUGAGGAGGAAUCACUCAUCCUGAGAACGACUUCGCCCCUUGUGUUUCUCUUCUCUUUUAGCCAUGGGGGGAGCCGUGAGCGCCGGGGAGGACAAUGACGACCUCAUUGAUAAUCUGAAAGAAGCUCAGUAUAUUCGCACAGAAAAAGUUGAACAGGCUUUUCGGGCCAUAGACCGCGGUGACUACUAUCUGGAUGGCUACCGGGACAGUGCCUACAAAGACUUGGCGUGGAAGCAUGGCAACAUACACCUGUCUGCUCCGUGUAUAUACUCUGAGGUGAUGGAGGCCCUCAAACUGCAGCCAGGACUUUCUUUCCUCAAUCUGGGCAGUGGAACCGGCUACCUGAGCACAAUGGUUGGCCUUAUUAUAGGGCCAUUUGGUGUUAACCAUGGAGUUGAGCUCCAUAAGGACGUGGUUGAAUAUGCCAGAGAGAAACUGGAUGAUUUCAUAAAGAAUAGUGACAGCUUUGAUAAGUUUGAGUUUUGUGAACCCAUCUUUGUGGUGGGGAAUUGCCUUGAAAUCUCAACAGACAGUCAUCAAUACGACCGCAUUUAUUGUGGUGCCGGAGUGCAGAAGGACCAUGAAAAUUACAUGAAAGUACUGCUUAAAAUUGGAGGCAUUCUGGUGAUGCCUAUAGAGGAUCAGCUGACCCAGAUAACCAGGACUGGUCAGUGCACAUGGGAGAGCAAAAACAUCUUGGCGGUGUCCUUUGCCCCCUUGGUCCAGCAGAGCAGAGCUGAUGGAGACAAGCCUGACACUGUCCAGCUUCCCCCAGUGACUGUCCGCAGCCUCCAGGAUCUCUCUCGGAUCUACAUACGCCGCACCCUCAGAAACCUGGCCAACGAGGACAGUCAGGGGAAGGGGAUGGUCCAAAGAGUCCCCCAGAAGCGCAAACGCAGGCGCUGCCGGCGGCGACGCAUCAACACCUACGUUUUUGUAGACAACCAGCUGAUCCCCCAAAUGGUGGAGAGUGAGGAGGAGGAUCACGCUGAGGAAGAAAACAAGGAAGUGGAGGAGGAGGAGGAAAGAGACAUUGGCGACAUUGAAAUCCUCAAGCAAGUGAACGUGUUGAGAGACCAAAUAAUGGCUUUACCGCUGCCUGAGUCACUGAAAGCAUAUUUGCUGUAUUACAGAGAGAAAUGACUGAUUCCCUUGAUAUCCAUUCUUAAUGGGUGCAGCUCCUGCUGAAAUGCUUUUCUUCACCCUUUUCAGUACAAAUGUAGCAUUAUUUCCAUUAAAUCUUGAUGGUAAAACUGUAAAGGAAUGAAACGUCACAGAUAAUAUUGGAUAAUAAUGUUAUGAUUGUCAUGACUUGUUAGUUUUUUGUUUUGCUGAUUUGUAUAUCAAAAAAAAAAUAUGUAAAAAGUAUACUAAAUGGAAUAGUUUCAGAAACCCGUUUUGAGAAUUCAGAUUUUAUCACAAUGUGUCAGGAUUUCUGCAGAAGAGUGCAGAAUAAAAAUUGUAUAAAAAACAAAGUUCUUACUAUAUUUGUUAAAAUAUGAUCAUGCUGAGAAGAAGACUUUUAUUGCACCUUUUUUAGAAGCUUUAACUUACUCUCAGUGUCUGGCGAUUAAACAAUGCUGAAAUUAGCAAAAGACACUGAAAGGCGAAAAAGGCCACAUCCUCCCAUUUUGAGUAAGACACUCUUGCGUAAUCAUGACUGGGGCACUUUUGUCAUCACUCUUCUGGAUAUUUCGUUUUAGGUAAAUGUGUUUUGUACCUUCCUGUUACAAUAGAGCAUUGAGAGACCAGAUUGGUUCAUAAUUUUUUUCUACAGGGCACCUUUUAAUGUAACUUUUUCUACAGGGUGCUUACAUACAUAUUUGUGUUUUCUCACUUUGAGUAGCUGACAUCCUACUUGAUAUUAUAAGGUGUUGUAUGCCUGCUCCUCUCCAGGGUUUCCUUUCCAUUGUUAAUGCAAAUAAUAUAUUAGUUUCAUUAAUCAUAUCAGAGGUUUAAAGUACUGAUGAAAUUGAUGACAGGUAUUAAGUGGUGGUUCACGUUUUCAGCUUUUUUAGAGGGAACUGGCAAUGGGGUGGUGUUAGUCAGUAAUGAAUACAUGCAUGAAUAUACUGUAUAUGUCUUUGGUGUUCCUGACUUUGCUUCACAUCUUAUGAUUGGUCACUGGAGGUGAUGUCCCAAGUGAUCAAGUUCGGAAAUGUUUUGACAAAAGAGAAAAGGAUUAAAAGAUGAAUAGUCAAUUAGAUGGCCUUGAGACAAAUCUCAAAUUCUGUACAGUACUGCGUUUGUUUGUUUGUUUCUUUUCUUUUUCUUUUUUUUUUUUAAAUCGACAUCAAUGCAAAAUCAGUAUCACUGAGGAUUUUGAAGCCUUUUGUAUCCUGGACUGUGGAAGUAUCCAGCAAAGCACCUUAAUCUGCUGUCCUCAAGUGAAAAAAAAAAAAAAA